Gekko japonicus is the source of this 3471-nucleotide messenger RNA. RefSeq names its product adaptor protein, phosphotyrosine interaction, PH domain and leucine zipper containing 2 (gene APPL2). The transcript has 21 exons. The coding region runs from base 160 to 2145 and encodes 661 amino acids. Gene Ontology annotation, cellular component: endosome membrane; cytoplasm. Gene Ontology annotation, biological process: signaling. Gene Ontology annotation, molecular function: protein binding. NCBI's taxonomy places the organism in Eukaryota, Metazoa, Chordata, Lepidosauria, Squamata, Gekkonidae. The record is from RefSeq and is a predicted model, not a curated record.
UCGUUUUCCCCUGGCUGCUGCUCGUGGCUAUAAGCGGCGCUGCAUCAAAACAAUACGUGUCACAGAGAAAAGCUUGGCCGCCACCCCCACUGCAGCUCUUGCAGCAGAAUUAAUCCAAGCUAAAUUAUUCAAGACGACAGCUUCGGGGCUCUUCUCGCAAUGCCGGCCGUCGACAAACUUCGCCUGGACGAGGCUUUACAGGAUAGUCCGCAGACUCGCUCGUUGCUGAGUGUGUUUGAAGAAGAUGCAGGAACACUUACAGACUACACCAACCAGUUGCUUCAGGCAAUGCAGCGGGUUUAUGGGGCUCAGAACGAAAUGUGCCUGGCAACACAACAGCUCUCCAAGCAGCUUCUAGCCUAUGAGAAACAGAAUUUUGCCCUGGGUAAAGGGGAUGAAGAAAUGAUCUCUACUCUUCAGUACUUCUCCAAAGUUGUGGACGAGCUUAACAUUCUGCAUACUGAAUUGGCCAAACAACUCGCAGACACAAUGGUUCUCCCCAUCAUCCAGUUUCGGGAAAAAGAUCUCACAGAAGUAAGCACUCUGAAGGAUCUCUUUGGCCUUGCAAGCAAUGAACAUGAUGUCUCCAUGGCAAAGUACAGCAGAUUACCCAAAAAGAGAGAAAAUGAAAGGCUGAAGGCAGAAGUCGCCAAAGAAGUGGCCAAUGCCCGGAGGAAACAGCAUCUCUCAUCUCUGCAAUAUUAUUGUGCCUUGAAUGCUUUACAGUACCGCAAAAGAGUAGCUAUGAUGGAGCCCAUGCUGGGAUACACACGCUCACAGAUUAAAUUUUUUAAAAAGGGAGCAGAGAUGUUUUCCAAAAAAAUGGACAGCUUUUUAUCGUCUGUUUCAAACAUGGUUCACAGCGUUCAGGAAGAAUUGGAUACUGAGGCCGAAGCCAUGCGGGUUUCUCAACAAGACCUCCUUUCUGGGAACGAAUCGGUUUACACACCUGAUUUUGAUGUGGCCUCUCCCGUCAUUAACAGAAACCUGAUUCAGAAGGCAGGCUACCUUAACCUUAGGAAUAAAACAGGCUUGGUGACUACAACAUGGGACAGAUUGUACUUCUUCACUCAAGGUGGAAACCUGAUGUGUCAGCCCAGGGGAGCAGUUGCGGGAGGACUGAUCCAAGAUCUGGACAACUGCUCUGUCAUGGCAGUCGACUGUGAAGACCGGCGAUACUGUUUUCAGAUCACCACUCCCACCGGAAAACUUGGCAUAACCCUUCAGGCAGAGAGCAAAAAAGAAUAUGAGGAGUGGAUAUGUGCAAUCAACAACAUCUCACGACAGAUCUAUCUCACCGACAAUCCUGAAGCAGUGGCCAUCAAAUUAAAUCAGACAGCACUGCAAGCCGUGACCCCGAUCACAAGCUUUGGGAAAAAGCAGGAACGUCUGUGUCCCAGCCAGGAUGUGAAGAAUAUGGAGAUACCAAAUGACAGGAUGGUCCCUAAUGAACCUGCCAGCGUUCCAGACUCAGCUGAGCUAAUUGCACCUGGAACACCAAUCCAGUUUGACAUUGUGCUGCCUGCCAUGGAGUUCCUGGAUCAGAACAGGGGUGGCAGACGCACAAACCCAUUUGGAGAGUCUGAAGAUGGCCAAAAAGAAGAUGAAGAAGAUUCACUCUUGCAGCAGAUGUUCGUAGUUCGCUUUCUAGGGUCUAUGGCCGUCAGAUCUGAUCAAACAGUGGAAGUGAUCUAUGAAGCCAUGAGGCAGGUGCUGGCAGCUCGAGCCAUUCACAACAUCUUCCGUACGACAGAAUCCCACCUCUUGGUCACCAGCCAUGAUCUGAAAUUAAUAGAUCCUCAAACCCAGGUUACAAGGACAAGUUUUGAACUUGCCAGUGUGACACAGUUUGCUGCCCAUCAAGAUAACAAGAGGCUUCUUGGGUUUGUGGUUUGUGAUGCUGAGUCUCCAGGUGAAGAUUCCAAGAGCGCAUAUGUCUUUGAGAGCAACACAGAAGGCGAAAAGAUUUGCUAUGCAAUAAGCCUCGGAAAGGAGAUCAUUGAGGCUCGUAAGGAUCCAGAAGCACUAGCUCAGUUAAUGUCAUCCAUGCCCUUGACCAAUGAUGGAAAAUUCAUGCUACUGAAUGACCAGUUGGAAGAAGAUGCUGGUGUGCAUGGAGAUGGACAGGAAGAGUCUGAAGCAUAAUCUAGAGGAUUUGAUGUUGCACAUAAUAGGUCAAAUUCUGUGCUCUCAGUUAUGAUCCAUUGUGAGUGGGUUCUUCUUGGUGAUAGAAUAGGAGGAGAACUGGGCAUGGAUUCUUGGUGUGGUGACAAUCUUUGAAGUUCUUACAGCAAUCAGCACCAAGUCACCUGCUGCUAGCAUUUAGGAAAGCUUGGUGGCCUACCAGCAACGUUUUUAAUGCAAAACAUACAUACACAGUGGGGCUGUUCUUGAGAUGCUGAGCCACCUUUGCUCCCCUGUGUUAUUUCCUUAGGAAUCAGACCAUAAAGUCCAGCUACUUUGAGUUUCCUACUGUAAUCAGGACUAUGUGCACUCCUUGAAUUGAUUGUAUUCAGACAGCAUAAUUUUGCAAUCUGUGUAAGUUAUGUAAAUGUAAAUUUCUGCUUAUGGUGGUCAGGGGAGGAUCAAGCUUCACCCCCCCUGCCCCCAUGGUUUCUUAAGAUUUAACCAAGCAUUGCAGCCAACUGUUCAAUUUCAUCUUCUUACCCACACUGGAAAGAGAUUGGAGGGUCUCGAAAGACCAGAUGCUGCCCUCAGUAACAUACCUGGAAUACACACAGCUCAAUGAAAUCUUUUUUCCCCACAGUCUAGUCCUGUAUCUUAACAGUUCAAAAGAAAGGCACUGCUUAAUUCCAUGUGAAGUUGUUUUAGGCUCUCGUGUACUUUUAAAAGUAUAACACUAUUUUGUGCUAGGCUGUUUACAAAACCAUUUGAUAAACACUUUUUUCCUAUUAAUAUCUAUUUUUAUACUGUAGCUGGAGCAAGCUUUUAAUAUUAUUCUAAGUGCCUACCAUUUUUGUGUGGACCAUAUUUGUACAUUAAGUGAAGUAGGCAUCUGAGCCCAGAAAGUUAGCAAGUGGGCCAGAUGCUGUGCAUUGCCUGUGUACAGGCUUUGGUACUUGCUCCCCAGCUGUGUGUGUGGGGGAAAUGGCAGCAAACAUCCUGUCAGAACCAGAAGGGGGUUAAGUAAUUAAAUAAAUAUUCCUCCCCCAAUUUAACCUGAAAGGGGCCUUCAAGCAAGUUGCAGAAAAUAGCAUCUCUGCACUUUAGUGGCAAAGCAAGGCCCAGGGAAACCUGUUUCUUCAGAAGACAAAACUGUUAAGUAUAAUCUCGUGUGCAAUUUAAUGAUGCUCAUGGAUCAGCACAGAAUUGGGAAGUACCAAAACAACAAAAAUUCUAGUCAUUUUUAAAUGCAAGUAACAUGCAAGAACAGAGCUGGAUCUAACAAAGAAGAUUAUUUUCUUUGUGGGUAUUUUAUAAGUAAACGUUUUAAUGUUAAAGCAAAGUCUA